Molecule: messenger RNA, 2606 nt
Organism: Colossoma macropomum (tambaqui)
Lineage: Eukaryota; Metazoa; Chordata; Actinopteri; Characiformes; Serrasalmidae
Gene: senp5
Product: SUMO specific peptidase 5
Exons: 10
Coding region: 508-2106 (532 amino acids)
Biological process (GO): protein desumoylation
Cellular component (GO): nucleus
Molecular function (GO): deSUMOylase activity
Source: RefSeq, a predicted model, not a curated record
ACUGGAUGGUCCAAGUGACGCAAACAUCAAGCGACCGAAUCUCUUUGCAGCCGCAACGAUGGGAAACCGUGUUAUAAAUAUAAAGAAAAAUGUUCAAUAGGUUUGGUUCCGAUGUGAUUGGAUUGCCUUAAGAGUCUUUUAUGUGCACGCUGUGCUCAUAUGUACGUCCACGAAUGCAAACUUCAAGUUACUGGAUAUAUACUUUGCAAUUGCAGUUCCACUUGAAAACUCGGUAACGUUAGCUAGCUGUCGAUAUAACCUCAGUUUGGUCAGUUAGCUAGCUGGCUAACUUGCAAGCAAGGUCCAUUCAUUGAGUUGAAUGUAGGAGUUACUGGUCAGUCUUAUAGAAGCAGAAGAUCAAGUACCUCUGGCAAAAGUCUUGUAACUUCGUCUUACCUAUCUACUUCAAGCUUGAGGUCCAUAUUGGAGGAGGCCAAUGGUAGAGACCUGCUAAAACCUGCAGGCAAGGGCAGAUUGAGGCCCAAGGAGGAAUGGGUAAGGCUGGAUAUGAGGGUCCAAGUUCAUAACAGCUCCGACCAGGCAAAGUCGGCUCCUGAGAUGUCAGAGAAUGGCCGCUCACGGAGGAAACGCGUGCCCAAAUUGUGUGACUGCUGUGGGCCAAACAGCAAACCCCACGCACUGGGCCAUGACCAGGUCACAAAGAAACGGGGUCGGAAGAAGAAAGAGAUUGCAAGUGAAGUGGGAGUAGCAGCUGAAAACCAGAUCAUUUCUAAUGCAGUAGAUUUGGUUUCAGUGGCAGAGGCAGAUGCAAUGACUGUGUGUGAGAUGCAACCAGUAACAUGUCCUGAAACAUCCACAGCACUGUGUGGAAAUCAAAUUGUGGCUCUGGUCAGUGACUUAUCUGUUCUGCACAAUGGCAUUAUACCUAGUCAAGAGGACAGUCCGGAAACAAACAGGAAAGGCAAAGAUACUAAUUUCACUUCACUCACUGACUCCAAAGAGCCCACUUCUAUCACACACACUCAUCCAACACAAGACUGUUCGGACACAAACAGUGAUCCUCUACAGGCUAACCCUGCAACACCUCUUGACUGUAUACAUGUUGGUCCAACAGUGCACAGUGACUGCACAGAAAAAUCUGCAGGCCCUGUUGUACAGAGCAAUAGCAUGGACUCGGAUCAGAUAGCAGAAACUGAUGCCAUGGAAGUUGAACAUCCUGUUUCUGCCGUUUACCUAAAUGUCAAGGCUUUAAGGGACCACCGCUACUGCAAGCGCCCUGCAGACUGUGCAGAAGAAGAGCCACUAGAUGUUUCUCAGCCACCUUCAACAGAAAUCCAGAAUGAAGAAAUUGUAGAACUCAUUCAUGAAUUCCUUGAGCAUUUCUAUGAGAAGUAUGGGAGCUUCAUUCCACUGUGCGAGGAGGACAUUCUUGAGUACCUGAACAAACACUUAAAUGCUGACUUAAAGGACAGAAAGAAAAUGAUACACACAGAAGUGAUGAAGUACAAGGCUGGCUUGGCUUGUGCUCCUAUGCACUUUUUCAAAGUGACCUAUAACAAACACACUCUGGCGCUUGAUGACCUUUCAACACUUGAUGACCAAAACUGGGUCAAUGACCAGGUCAUAAACAUGUAUGGUGAAUUAAUUAUGGAAGCUACAAACCAGAAGGUACAUUUCUUCAACAGUUUCUUUUAUAGACAGCUUGUAGGAAAAGGCUAUGAAGGAGUGAAGAGGUGGACCAAAAAGGUGGAUUUGUUCUCUAAGAGAUUGCUGCUGAUUCCCCUCCACUUGGAGAUCCACUGGUCCUUGAUAACAGUGGACAUCUCCAAGCAAAACAUAAACUUCUAUGACUCCCAAGGAAUAUUGUUCAAGUUUGCGGUUGAUAACAUUGAGAAAUACAUGUUAGCGGAGGCAAAGGAAAAGAAGCAUGCUAAUUUCCAAAAAGGCUGGAAGAUGACUGUCAACAAGACUAUCCCGCAGCAAAAGAAUGAUAAUGACUGUGGAGCUUUUGUCUUGGAGUACUGCAAGUGCCUGGCAUUUAAACAACCAUUGCUGUUCACACAAGAGGACAUUCCUAAAGUACGCAAAAGGAUAUACAAGGAGCUCUGUGACUGCAAGCUCACUGACUUAAAAAAGCAAGUCUAAGCUUAAAGACGUUCUUUGCUCAUUUGCUUGUGAACGGACUUCUUGUUUUUUUUGUGGGAACAGUGGGGGAGGUCCUACACACGUUCAUAUACCUGGAUAUAACUCGUAGUUCAGUAUUUUGGAUGGGAAACUUGACGAGAUGCCAAACCAUCAGCCUUUCCAACCAUUCCCAUUUUUAUAUUGAAGGUUCAGCAACUGAAAAGGCCUAUCAUUGCUCACAGAUUUUGGGGUGCUGGCUAUUGAAAGCAAUGACUUGUGGCAACCCUGAGAACAGACAUCGUUAUUUGUCUUUGUUUUGUCUUCUUGAGAAUCAAGCCUCUGCAGCUUGUUAGAUGGUUUUAGCCAUAUCGCAAACUUUGUGGUUAUAUCAGGUUUCUUUUCAACAAGUAUGCACUCAGUGCUCCACAGCAUGUUACUUGAAGGAUCUACAUUGUAUAGUUUUGACUGCAUUUUGGAUGUGGUGCAAACAAGCAUUUAACAAAGACAAGCUUUUAAAUGAA